Messenger RNA from Suncus etruscus (white-toothed pygmy shrew), 1288 nucleotides. Its product is annotated as DCN1-like protein 1. Gene Ontology annotation, molecular function: ubiquitin-like protein binding; cullin family protein binding; ubiquitin conjugating enzyme binding. Gene Ontology annotation, cellular component: ubiquitin ligase complex. The record is from RefSeq and is a predicted model, not a curated record. Lineage: Eukaryota; Metazoa; Chordata; Mammalia; Eulipotyphla; Soricidae. Gene Ontology annotation, biological process: protein neddylation; positive regulation of ubiquitin-protein transferase activity.
GAGGACACCAACAUGAAAAAGUUGAAAUCAUCACAGAAGGAUAAAGUUCGUCAGUUUAUGAUCUUUACACAAUCUAGUGAAAAAACAGCAGUAAGUUGUCUGUCUCAAAAUGACUGGAAGUUAGAUGUUGCAACAGACAAUUUUUUUCAAAAUCCUGAACUUUAUAUACGAGAGAGUGUAAAAGCAUCACUGGACAGGAAGAAGUUAGAACAACUCUACAAUAGAUAAAAAGAUCCUCAAGAUGAAAAUAAAAUUGGAAUAGAUGGUAUACAGCAGUUCUGUGAUGACCUGGCACUCAACCCAGCCAGCAUCAGUGUGUUGAUCAUCGCUUGGAACUUCAGAGCAGCGACACAGUGUGAGUUCUCCAGACAGGAGUUUAUGGACGGCAUGACUGAAUUAGGGUGUGACAGCAUAGAAAAACUAAAAUCCCAGAUACCCAAGAUGGAACAAGAAUUGAAAGAACCAGGACGAUUUAAAGACUUUUACCAGUUUACCUUUAAUUUUGCAAAGAACCCAGGACAAAAAGGAUUAGAUCUAAAAAUGGCCAUUGCCUACUGGAAUUUAGUGCUUAAUGGAAGAUUUAAAUUCUUAGACUUAUGGAAUAAAUUUUUGUUGGAGCAUCAUAAACGUUCAAUACCAAAAGAUACUUGGAAUCUUCUUUUAGACUUCAGUACAAUGGUUGCAGAUGACAUGUCUAACUAUGAUGAAGAAGGAGCAUGGCCUGUACUUAUUGAUGACUUUGUGGAAUUUGCACGUCCUCAAAUUGCUGGGACAAAAAGUACAACAGUGUAGCACUAAAGGAACCUUCUAGUAUGUACAUAGUCUGUACAAUAAAUUCAAUGGAAAAUUGCACAAUUUCUGCUGGCUGGACUGAACUGAAGAUCAAUCCUCACAAUUCAGACUGAGGGUUGAGACAAAACUUUAAGGCUACAUCUUGGACCAUAUCAUAUUUCAUUCUUCUAAUGGUGGUUUGGGCUUGUCUUCUAGUCUGGGCCACUCUUAACAUAUAUAAUUCCAACAUUGUGGAUUUCAUCUUAUUAUCUGUGGGCCAUCAUAGUUUAUUCUCCCAUAAGUCUUAGAAGCUUUAUGGUGAUUAUUUUGAGAUUUCCAUCCUUGUUUAAAGCACAAUGCUGUCUUCAUCAGAAGACAGUUUGGCAUAAUAAUUAAACAUGAACAUCACAAUUAUAAAAACUUCUUAAAGAUAUGCUUUGGGCUAGUUGCAAAAACUAUGCUGAUAGCACUUCCAUGAGAGUGAUAUAUUUAAGUGUACUGGAUCUGAAUGGUUUGG